UUCACAUUAAACGAUCAUUUUAAGGGCGAACCAAUCAAACUGCAAAUUUAUACAAAUUGAUACUAAACGGGUUAUAUUAAUUUUAUAACAAAAAUUAAGUGUGUAAAUAAGUUUGAGCGGAGUCGUAAUUAAAACUAAUUGGGUGUAAUAUAGCGAUAAUUAUUUUGUAUUAAGGCGGCUUUUGACAGUAUUUUGCUCUUUUCGAGUGUGACUUUUUUUAAAAUCUGGAAAUCGAAAAUGCAUUUCGGUGUGAAUUGUGCGUGAGUGUGUGGAUUUUGGACAGUGGUCAAGUGAGCUGCAACGAUUGGUUUGUUGUGGUGCCCGGAGGAAGAUGGCGGUAUAGGGCGAGGCCAGGUCUGGCCUUUCGGGGCCAUGCUUAAUAACCUUACCUCUACUGCUUUAGGAGGUCACAAAGAGUGCGACAGCAAGGUCGAACUGAAGCCGAACGUGGAGCGGCAUCAUGCCAGCGGAGCGCGGCUGCUUGCUCACUCCAUACGACAAGAUCACCUGCAAGGUGGUAUACAUCAGCAGCACAGCGGGCAUAUGUCUACAGUGCCCGUCAGUAUGUCUUCCUCAGCAUCCGAUAGCGACAAACCAGCUAAGCAGAAAAGGCAUAGAACCAGAUUUACACCGGCACAACUAAAUGAGUUAGAGCGGUGUUUCACCAAAACACACUAUCCAGACAUCUUUAUGAGAGAAGAGAUCGCAAUGAGAAUUGGUUUGACGGAGAGUCGAGUGCAGGUUUGGUUCCAAAACCGGCGAGCGAAGUGGAAAAAGCGUAAGAAGAGCACCAAUGUGUUCAGAUCACCUGGGUCUUUGCUCCCUUCCCACGGCCUUCCUCCCUUUGGUGCUGGAGACGUUUGCUCACCCGGAGUUUUCGCAGACCGUGCCUGGAGCAUGCCACCUGGUCUAGAUCAGCUUUCCCAGGGCGGCGUAUCGAUGGGCGGAUUCGGUUCGGGCGGUCUGCCCCAGCUGGCAGCGGAUCUUAACCCCUCCUUGCCCAUCAACUCCGUAGGCUCACAGCCCUAUCAGACACACUAUCCGUUAAAUUCAUUGGGUGACACAAUGAUGUCGUACUGCAACAACAUCAACCAGCAAAGCGCGCUGGAAGGCUCCCCUACUCCCCCACAGCCACACUGUGGGUCUAGCGGCUCGCCUGCAGCUUCCGGUAAUGGCGGCGAACAUCCGGAAGAGGAAGUAUGGCGCGGUCACAGCAUCGCCGCCCUGCGCCGUCGCGCCUCGGAACUUUCCGCUGCCAUCCCGCCCUAUCUCCAACUCAACUAUGACGCGCAUAGCCCUGUCUACUAAUCGUAUAGCAGAUAAGCCUACGCAUAUUAUUAUAAUUUAAAUAAUUUUAUAAUGUUAUUCCAAUUUUAAGUUACUAUUUCGUAACAUAAUAAUAGUACCUAAUGAGCAAACAAAGAUUUGGGUCUUCCAAUCAAUUACGGAGACUAUCCGAUAUCAGGAAAGGAUAGAAUGUCAACUGUUUUCAGACAAAACAAUUGAAUGUUGGUGAUUAUCCGUAAUACAUAUUACCACAGUUGGUCGCAACCAUGUUUUAUGUUUACCGGAGUUCGACAAUACAAAAAUCUAUCGUAACAGCCAACGGGACGUAAUCAUUUACGAGUAUAUGUAUAACAGUAGGUAAUUACGAUUGGUAUUUUGGAUUUUGAGACCGGUUGUAGAUAUCGUCGUCAUAUUUCUUAUUU
Molecule: messenger RNA, 1709 nt
Organism: Pieris brassicae (large cabbage white)
Lineage: Eukaryota; Metazoa; Arthropoda; Insecta; Lepidoptera; Pieridae
Product: homeobox protein orthopedia-like
Exons: 8
Coding region: 373-1308 (311 amino acids)
Biological process (GO): regulation of DNA-templated transcription; neuron differentiation
Molecular function (GO): DNA binding; DNA-binding transcription factor activity, RNA polymerase II-specific
Source: RefSeq, a predicted model, not a curated record